Molecule: messenger RNA, 876 nt
Organism: Penicillium argentinense
Lineage: Eukaryota; Fungi; Ascomycota; Eurotiomycetes; Eurotiales; Aspergillaceae
Product: bZIP transcription factor
Exons: 3
Coding region: 1-876 (291 amino acids)
Biological process (GO): regulation of DNA-templated transcription
Molecular function (GO): DNA-binding transcription factor activity
Source: RefSeq, a predicted model, not a curated record
AUGCAUCGCUCCUACGAUGCCCGCUCGGGCUCGCGCUCUUCCAACCACAGCAACAGCAGUGCCUUCAGCCCUAACGCAAACCCCAACGAGGACUGGACCAAGAUCUCCGAUCUGGCCGAGCGUCGUCGCAUCCAGAAUCGAAUUGCGCAGCGCAACUAUCGCAAGAAGCUGAAGCGUCGCCUCGAAGACCUCGAAAGGCGCGCCGCCUCCUCGCCAUCCCCAGAACAGUCGCACGCCGAGCCGGUGCUGCCCAAGACCGCCAACAAAGCCCGCUCCAAGCAACGCGCGCCCAAAUCCGCAGACGUCAAACCACUCUCCUCUCACCCCUCACACGCCCCGGUCCCAGACCGUCCGGCCUACGACUUCUACUCCACCGACGAGCGUAACAUGUUCGCCCAACAAUGUACACGCCAACUCACGGCCUCGCCGCCCCCCGUCUUCUCCUACCCCCCGCUCCCCUCUUACGAUGCCUACCGACAACCCUAUUCGCAAGUCCCUGUCUACCACUCCGUUCCCAGCACCUAUGGCGGGAUGUCCUUUGCUGCCGACUACGGCGAGUCCGUCUCCGGGGUGGUCCCUAUGAUCCCCGGUCCGGCGAUGGGUGUCGGACGCAAACAGGCCUAUGACGAGGACAUAAUUAGUCCGUUCAGCAUGAGCUACGCUUCCAUGGCGGGCAUCGAUCUCUGCCAACCCUCGCAGCCAGAGCCCGGGCUUCCGAUGCCUUCGCUUUCCUAUGGCUAUCCCGAUGACCAUGACCAGCGCACGGCAUCGACGUCACCCGAGGCCUCUAUCUUUGCAUUCCCUCCGACUCCCGAGUCCCCGCCCUGCUCGCCCCGGUCGAUGCCCGGACUUUACGACUAUGAUCUCCGGUCAUAG